Messenger RNA from Aptenodytes forsteri (emperor penguin), 1120 nucleotides. It is a transcript of the gene STMN3, whose product is annotated as stathmin 3. Bases 255 to 797 code for a protein of 180 amino acids. Gene Ontology annotation, molecular function: tubulin binding. Gene Ontology annotation, cellular component: cytoplasm; neuron projection. NCBI's taxonomy places the organism in Eukaryota, Metazoa, Chordata, Aves, Sphenisciformes, Spheniscidae. The record is from RefSeq and is a predicted model, not a curated record. The transcript has 5 exons. Gene Ontology annotation, biological process: microtubule depolymerization; regulation of microtubule polymerization or depolymerization; neuron projection development.
CUUGCCUGGGAGGGAUCUGCCGUCAAAGCCACCCAGGAAAGGAGGCCUGAUACGCUAAUUAAUAUUCUGAACUAGUGACCCUUCUUUUUCUUUCCACCCCUUCCCUUUCUCUGGGCUCUCCAGCCUCUCCCUGCCGCGGAUGGCUGCAGCCCCCUCCAGCUGAGUCAGUCCUCCCUCCCCGCAGCAUUGCAGCACCUCCGCAGCUCCCUGCGCUCCUGCUCCUGCAGCACCCGCUCCGCUCCCGCCGCAGCAGCAUGGCCAGCACCGUCUCAGCCUACAAGGAGAAAAUGAAGGAGCUGUCUCUGCUCUCCCUCAUCUGCUCCUGUUUCCACACCCAGCCCCAUCCUAACACCAUCUACCAGUAUGGAGAUAUGGAGGUGAAGCAGCUGGAUAAGAGGGCAUCAGGCCAGAGCUUCGAAGUGAUCCUGAAGUCCCCUUCAGAUUUAUCUCCCGAGAGCCCGAUCCUUUCCUCCCCCCCCAAGAAGAAGGACCUGUCCCUGGAGGAGCUGCAGAGGAGGCUGGAGGCUGCAGAAGAGAGGAGGAAGACCCAGGAGGCGCAGGUGCUGAAGCAGCUGGCAGAGAAACGGGAACACGAGCGGGAGGUGCUGCACAAGGCGCUGGAGGAGAACAACAACUUCAGCCGCCUGGCCGAGGAGAAGCUCAACUACAAGAUGGAGCUGAGCAGGGAGAUCCGCGAAGCACAUCUCGCCGCCUUGAGGGAGCGGCUCCGUGAGAAGGAACUGCACGCAGCUGAAGUUCGCAGGAACAAGGAACAGCGGGAGGAGAUCUCUGGAUAAAGGGCUUUUCUACACAUCUAGCACCUGAUUCCUGUUAACAAACCAACCAAUCCACCAACCAACACAUUUUAUUUUGUUUGUCUAGAUGCAACAUUCGGUUCUCCAUCCCCCCCUCCCCUGGUGUUUGUCCCCCAGCUACACGCUUCUCUAUCUCUGCAUCCUUAAUCGUCAGUUCUUGUGGGGAUUCACAGAUCAUAGGGACCUCUAAGCAGAAUAGCAACUAGUUCACAUGAAGUAGAGAAUUGAUCAGUCAAUCGAACAGCUUCUUUGGAGGGUUUUGUCCUUUUUUAAAAAAAAAUUUCUUAAACUAAUGUAAAAAAAAA